This is a messenger RNA of Colias croceus (clouded yellow), 3066 nucleotides long. Its product is annotated as cilia- and flagella-associated protein 251-like. Gene Ontology annotation, molecular function: protein binding. The record is from RefSeq and is a predicted model, not a curated record. Gene Ontology annotation, cellular component: motile cilium. The transcript has 18 exons. NCBI's taxonomy places the organism in Eukaryota, Metazoa, Arthropoda, Insecta, Lepidoptera, Pieridae. Bases 1 to 3066 code for a protein of 1021 amino acids.
AUGCAAGCUUCAAAAUCUCUAGAAAAGUUCCACUCCCUUCCAAACAUAAGGUCUGGAAUGAGUGAGGGAGACCUGCGCAAGUUUUAUAGUCUAUCCCUAUCACAGUUCAGGAAACAUGCUGAAUUUGGGGAUUACAACUAUAAACCUACACCUUUUAACCUUCGCUGGAUAUAUGGAUACAAACACAAAGCUGGUGUGAUCAACCUCAAUGAUAAGGACCGUACUGAAGUGUUCUACGCAGCCGGUAACUGUGGUGUUGUCUAUGACUGGAGUAAAGAACAAAUGAGGAUUUUGCAAGGACACAGACACGUAGUUACGCACUUAGCAGCAGAUGCGCAAGGAAAAUGGCUGGUCACGGGCGACUCAGGGCCCGAGGACGUCAUCAUAAUAUGGGACAGCAACGACUACUUCCCGCAGAGGACCCUCUUCAACCCCCAUGGGACGAGUAAAUUGGCUAAAAUAGCUUUGAGCGCUGAUGCGAAGUUUCUCUUAACGUUGGGCUAUCACGAUCAGGCCAUCUUGCAUUGGUGGAUUUGGUCGUUUGGUCUCGAUGUUCCGCAUGCAAUGUUAGAAGUAGAAAUUCCCCGGGGUGGCGUAAUAGACAUGAGUUUCAAUCCCAAUAAUAGUCAACAAUUUUUGCUUCUCACCAAAUAUGAUAUUUGGAUCGGAGUAUCUCAGAAAGUAUUCGUAAUCGAAAGAGGGCUUCUAAAAGAGACCGAUGAUUACGAACUCAAAAUAAGAUUACCUGUUCGGAAGACCACGCCUGAUGUUGGCAAGCUGACCUGCUUUACGUUCACCAAGUCCCAAGUUAUUGUUGGCUCCAGUCGAGGAGCUGUUCUAUUGUAUGGGUAUGCGAUAGGUCUUCAGGAGAAAGUGGAGAUGGAUUACGAGGGCCUGAGAUUCAUUAAGAUGUUGAGAGUGGAGAGUAAGAAGAUUAACGUCAUCAAGAGUGUUGAUGGGGUGAUAGUAACCGGCAAUGACAUUGGAGAAAUACGCUUCUACGAUGAGCAAAUGAUGUUGCUGUACUGGGUCCAUGGGUUCCAAGUGGACUCCGUGAGAGGCAUCAGCUUUGACCUCAUCAAGAGAAGUUACAAAAUUAUUGAUCCGAAAUGCAACAAGGAGUGUCCCUGCUUCGAGAAGGUGAACCCAGGUGUUGAUACAGAAACUGGGUUACGACGGCAGAAGCUGAUGAAGACAGCUAUACCCUCAGAUGCUACUACUGCCAAUAAACCAUUUUUGGUCAGAGAUUUUAUUCUAUGCACAAACAACGAAGGAGUAGCAUUCGUGGAUUUUACAUCAGAAACUUUGUUGACUAUCUUGGACAAUAAAAUAAUGCACGCUCUAACUCUUACGGUCCACCCUGAAAAACCCUUUUUCUGUGUGGGCUACACUGGCGGUCUACUGGAGCUCCACAAUUACCUACAGCACAAGUUGUUUGCAAGGCUGGAUUUGCGCGAUAAAUUCAAAGUUAUCACACCCCCCAAUGAUGAUUCGAUAAAGGGAGAUUAUGAAGUGAUGUUUCCAGUACUUUCUGUCACCUGCCUUAAGUAUUCUCCUUCAGGAUUGCAUUUGGCAUGUGGUCUUGAUACUGGUGAGCUACUCUUUUUGGAUCCAGUAACAAUCGAUAUUUUGACGAAGACUCCAUUCAGGGACACUAGCCAUGCUGUAAAGGAAAUAAGUUAUAGUCCCGAUUCGUUGACUUUGGCCUUUUCCGAUACAGGCAGAACAGUUUGCGUCUAUAAGUACGAUUGCAUAAAUCUCGAGUGGCAUUUCAUAGGCAAGCAUAGAGCCCACUAUAAAGACAUCACCACACUCUUCUUUCUACCACAGAAGAAUGACAACGGAGAGUAUAAGCUGGUAUCUCUUGGUACUGAUAGAAUGAUGGUGGAGUAUGAUAUAGGGGAGAGUUCUGAGGAGUACCUGGAAGUACUUAGUUUGGAUAGGUUCGAUCAGACCGCGGUUCCUUUGGCUGGUAUCCCGUGGCCGACCCCAGCGGACAUAGACGCAGAGAACUACCGAACGGACAUACCAAUGAUCCUUGUGGCUAAUGAUGAGCACAAAUACAAGAUAGUAAAUUACGCAACAACAAUGACAUUAUCAACAAUACUGGGGCCACGUUUUGAACACCCUUUAUGUAAAAUGCAACUGAUAAUGAAAAGUGGUGAAGAUGAAGAGAAAUAUCUGCUUUUCGCCACGAAGAAUGUCAUCGGUUUACAGAAAAUGCCGCUAGAUGGCAACCCGUGGAAACAUAUAGGACUUUUGGGACACCCUGUACAAGUAACAGGCAUGUGUUACCGCGAGGAUUCGGGCACGCUGUUCACUAUAGGCGCCAAAGAUUCAUGCGUUUACCAGUGGGCGGCAAAUUACAGGGCGGUAGAACUAACAACAAAGCAGGGCGGCGAGGAUCUCGACCCGUACUACUGUCUCAUAGAAAACGGCAGACCUGGCUGGCUCUUCCAUGAGAUUCGAGAUCUGUUCUAUUACGUUCAGAUUCUAUGCCAGGGCACUUUUUCGCCAGCAAUGAGACGCGUUAAGGACUACAUUCCUAUUGACUCUUUGCCUGAUCUGAUGAGAGCGUUGGGAUACUUCCCGUCUGAAUAUGAAGUUGAAAAUCUCCUAAUAGAAGCGAAAUACAAAGUCUACCAACGUGCUCCCUCAUUAGAGAUAGACUUUGAAGAGUUCGUCAAACUGUACCUCAACCAUCGGCCAGCGUUUCCCGACACUUACAAGAAAAUCAAAAACGCAUUUAGGUACUUCGCUACGCCGAACCAUGAGAAUGAGUUUGUUAUAUGUCCAGAGGAUUUCGUGCAAAUGUUGAGCCAGAAUGGAGAGCGUUUUUCCCGCGAACUAUCAUGGUAUCUGUUGUCUAUUCUCUAUGGACAAUCGUUUGAUGAUCGGGCAGCGUUGAAUGAGGAAGAUUUUUCGUUUAUGCCAGAGGAAAUAACUUUGAGUGAACUUUUAACAAAUAUCAUCGGUGUUGAGGAUAUAGAAAAUAAUUUGGAGUUCUCAACAAAAGACUCAAUUCCUUCACAAGUUACUGCUUCUUCGGAUACUGAAGACGCUUGA